AUGGGGAAGCGGUCGAAAGAGUGUGCAGAAGAAGAGGUAGAUGAGGAGGAGCAGCCAACGAAGAAGCUUCAGACUGAUCCGCCCGAGUAUGAGGACCCUGCUCUCGACAACGAUGAAGGAGAGCCAACGCAGUUUUCGGUGUCCAUCGGUGGGCUCAGCUUCGAAACAAAGCGAAAGGCUCUGCGCAAGGCUUGUGCGAAGUUCGGGGAGGUGGUGACCGUGCGAAGAUGGGUGCGGGGAGCUCCUCGGCGAGCCGACGUUUCCUUCUCCUCAGCGGAAGAGAUGGAAGCGGCCAUCCAAGGAAUGGAGGGCAAGGAGAUAGACGGACGAACCGUCAAGGUCAAAGCCACUCCAAAGGAGGAGGAGGCUGCAGGCAAAAAGAAGGGGAAGGGUAAAGGCAAAGGAAAGGGAAAGGGCAAAGGCAAGGGCAAGAGCAAGGGGAAAGGUGGGGGGAAGGGAAAAGGCGGCUGA
Molecule: messenger RNA, 471 nt
Organism: Symbiodinium sp. CCMP2456
Lineage: Eukaryota; Dinophyceae; Suessiales; Symbiodiniaceae
Source: the annotation of a GenBank genome assembly